This is a messenger RNA of Cyphomyrmex costatus, 1910 nucleotides long. RefSeq names its product Nuclear division cycle 1 (gene Ndc1). The transcript has 2 exons. The coding region runs from base 192 to 1910 and encodes 572 amino acids. Gene Ontology annotation, cellular component: nuclear pore transmembrane ring. The record is from RefSeq and is a predicted model, not a curated record. Gene Ontology annotation, biological process: nuclear pore organization. Gene Ontology annotation, molecular function: protein-macromolecule adaptor activity. Lineage: Eukaryota; Metazoa; Arthropoda; Insecta; Hymenoptera; Formicidae.
CAAAAGUUGAGCGGGACAAGUUUAAUAUUUAAUUCCGGACAAAACCUACAGAAGCGAUGAUGGCCACAUUAUAACUGAUUACACAGCGCGAGGAAGCUUGAAGUACAUUUAUUGCACGAAAUCUGGCGAGCGGGUAGUGAAGAUUUGGAGGUUAAUUGACGCGCGAAGAUAAGCCGGCUUUGACGAACACGAUGAUUGAGACAGACAAAAAGGGCUGCAGGAAGUUACUGAUACAGCGGAUGACCUUGGCCGUCAUUACGAGUACAAUAUUGCAACUAUUCGUCGUCUGUUGUGUCGUUCUACUCACGAAUCUAAGCACGGACUAUGCACACUGGCUCGAGGAAACUUGGACCAUUGUAAUGUCUCUCCGAAUGUGGGCUUAUUUCAUCGUUAUUACUAUGGUGACCUUUCUGCAGAGUUUUUUCUGCAGCAAAAGUUAUCUGCAUCCUCCAUUGUACUAUAAGAGCAGAUUUGCCAAGAUGUAUAUGUCUCUUAGGAUUCAAAGCUUACUUCAACGAGCAUUGUAUAUUGUUAUCGGUGGUAUCUUGACCUGGUUGCACUUGUCAUUGAAGAAAGAAAGCUAUAACUCUUCGACUGCUGCCUGUAGCAUUGUGUAUGGGACAUAUCUAGAAGAAUACUACUUUCUGCUAUUCAGUGGUCUAUGGAGUGGACUGUAUUUUUCGCUCAAAACUGGCAAUUUUAAUGAGAAAUAUUUUCAAUUUCCUAUUAUAGCGCAAUCCAAAUUUUUUCAACUGAGACAAAGAUUUUAUACCAUGCUUCCAACAAUGAUGAUUUCCUCCAUGUGGUCGACUCUGUAUUUCAUGUCUAUUUAUUAUUUCAUGGGAUCAUAUUUCCGUGAAACGUUAUUGUCAGUUUCCAUGCAGAUGGAGGUCAAACCUUUAGAUUCUGUAUCUAAAUUAUUAAAUCUAUCACUGAUAUUGCAACUGUGGCUUUAUCAAUUUAUAUUUAUAUUGAUUAUCAACAACACAAACACGCUAUUUGAAAUAUAUCUGACUGAAUGGGCUCCAUUCAAAUUUGGCUUGAGUGGUGCAUACACUCCUGAUAGUUCACAGACUACCCUUAUUGAUGUACUAUCAAUGGACAAGAUACCUAUAAUGCAGCACUUGGGUUACUUAGACUUGGUUACCUUGGCUCAAAAGGAGAAAAUGAGAAGAAAUAUAUUAUUUACACUCAGCCAACCAGGUGGUCAUCCAUAUAAUUGGAACUGUAUAGUGCAAAAGAGUACAAACCUUCUCGAGAAGUUCUCGUCGGACCUCAAUGCGAUAUCUACAAAAUCUCAAGAUCAAUCCUGUUAUAGCACAUUGACAGCAAGAGUCCCACAAGUUCAGCAAAGCAAAUAUAUAUAUCAAAUGCGGAAAUUAGUACAAGAUGCAACACCAAUGUUAGUAUCAGAAGAAGAUACAAGGGAAGCACCUUACAGUGGUUCAUUUAUUCGAAAGUUUAUCAAGCAGAAAAAAGAUGCUUUUAUAGCAUAUUUGUUGUCUAAACCACUUAUCAAUUACAUCUUUGGUGAACAAGAUGACAAUAAAAUUCGUUAUACUUUACAAAAUGGACAAUUGGUGAUUUGGGCAGCCGAAGCUAUUUCAUCUUUGACUGUCUUUUCACUAAGGGAAGAUUCAUAUGGUAUUGUACAAAAAGAUGUACCACUCAUCAUCAACACUCUGUUGUCUGUGAAGCAGGCUCUGGACAAACUACCAAAAUCAGCUGUGCUUGCAAGAAAAAUGCAAGCAGAUGAUAAAUUAAUUAGGGAAAUUUUUACAUCUUUACGAAGUGCGAUAAAGCGUAGUUUAUAUAGAAUUGUUACAAACUUUGAACCAUACAUUAAUGACUUGUCUCUUGAACUUCCAAUAAUAGAACAAUUGCAGGGCUUUCUUAAUUAUAAGGAAUAG